Molecule: messenger RNA, 1002 nt
Organism: Kickxella alabastrina
Lineage: Eukaryota; Fungi; Kickxellomycota; Kickxellomycetes; Kickxellales; Kickxellaceae
Exons: 5
Coding region: 1-1002 (333 amino acids)
Molecular function (GO): arylesterase activity
Source: RefSeq, a predicted model, not a curated record
AUGACCCUAUUAGGGCUUGCAUACGUCUAUAGCAUUAUCGCACGCCGUAUUGAAGUGUUUGGAGUCGGCACUGUGCACACCAAUCUACACACGACCAAUUGCUACAGCUUUGGAAAAGACUUGCCUGCUGUCCAGGGCUGCGAGUCUAUUCAGAUCGAUUCGAGGACAGGACUGGCCUACAUGGCCUGCGGUAAUCGCGGCGCGCGAACCCGGUGGAUUCAUAUGGGCGAGGAAUACAACACCAUGUAUGAGCAAUUCAGCGACCAUGUCCUCGUCAUGGACGAAAAGAACAAUGUGCACAGCCUUGAUAUACUGGAUAGGAAUUCGAACACCCGCGAGUUAAUUCCAUUCACCCAAGAUUUCCGUAUCCACGGCUUCGACAUAUACCACGAUGAUCUCAACCCAACUGAGCUAACCUUCAUGUUUGUCAACCACCAGCGCUCCGGCAGCGGUAUCUCCAUCUUCAAGCAUCAACUAAACACAACCUUUAUAGAACACAUCAAAACCGUUAAAUCCCCCUUGCUCUACCACCCCAAUGACGUGGCAGCCACUUCCCGGAGCACCUUUUAUGCCACGAAUGACUUGAAGUAUGCGCCGGGCAUUAUGCGCAGAAUUGAGAUUUUGUUAGGUAUGCCUUGGAGUCAUGUGGUUUAUUACGGCCCCAGCGGUAUGUUUAGCAAGGCAAAAACAGGCUUGGCGUAUCCAAACGGAAUUGCGAGAAGCAGGGAUGGUCGUUUAAUUUACGUUGCUGCGUCGUCGGAGCCUAGUGUUAUGGCGUUUUUGGCCUCGGAUGAUGGCGAACUGGAACUCGUGGCUAAGAAGGUUUUUGAUGGGUUUGUGCCUGACAAUAUCUCGGUGGAUGCGCGUUCUGGUCACUUGUUGGUUGCAGGUUUCCUCAAUGUUUUUGAAAUGUUCAGGUACAACCGCGAGAGAAGAAUAUGCUCACUCAUGACGGACCUUGCUGCCAUCUACGACCAUGGCCGUUGUCCAGCGCCGAAAUAA